This is a messenger RNA of Phragmites australis (common reed), 1316 nucleotides long. Its product is annotated as basic helix-loop-helix protein 79-like. The record is from RefSeq and is a predicted model, not a curated record. Gene Ontology annotation, molecular function: DNA-binding transcription factor activity; protein dimerization activity. Gene Ontology annotation, cellular component: nucleus. The transcript has 5 exons. The coding region runs from base 177 to 1202 and encodes 341 amino acids. Gene Ontology annotation, biological process: regulation of DNA-templated transcription. NCBI's taxonomy places the organism in Eukaryota, Viridiplantae, Streptophyta, Magnoliopsida, Poales, Poaceae.
GGGACACGCAGAACAUGAAGCACGAGAACCUACGCUACACACUACACUACAUAUUUGCACCGUUGCUUGUGUCCAGAGACCCGCGCACCUAAACCUGCACCAAGAAGAACCGAAACCUUGCUCCAGAUCCUUCACUAAUUCCUUAGGCCCCAGCAUCGAUCUCCGGAGUGCCAUUCAUGGCGCAAUGCGGCGGCGGCGGCACGUUGUCGCGGAGGUUGCACCAGGAGACCGUCGAGAGCCUCUGCCAGGGGCUGCUCGACCUCGACGACGACAAGUUCGGCGCAAUGUGCAGCGCGUUUGGCUACCUCCAGGAGUGGCCGGACCUGAGCACCACGUGCAACGCCACGAAUCUCGGCGCGCCCAACCCGGCGGCAAAGGAGGCCGGCAACGGCAACGACUCCUCUUGCUGCGGCGGCGGCGGCAGGAAGAGAAGACCGGGAGUUUAUUUCAACGCAAAGGACGAUGGCAGCGACAUGUGCAAGAGACCGAGAGGGAAGCAGCAGCUGUGUGAUCUCGGUCAGAUCGCAGGGUCAGGGAAAGGGAAGCAGGAGAUGCCCAAGGCAGGCAACAAGAAGAAGGCAGAGGUGGCGUCGUCGUCGACCGCCGGCCAGAAGACGGACUACAUCCACGUCCGGGCCCGCCGCGGCCAGGCCACGGACAGCCACAGCCUCGCCGAGCGGGUGAGGAGGGAGAGGAUCAGCGAGAGGAUGAGGUACCUGCAGGAGCUGGUGCCCGGGUGCAGCAAGGUCACCGGCAAGGCCGGCAUGCUUGACGAGAUCAUCAACUACGUGCAGUCCCUGCAGAAGCAAGUCGAGUUCCUGUCCAUGAAGAUCGCCGCUUCCAACCCGGUGGUGAGCUUCGACAUCAUCGAGGACCUCUUCGGUAGGCAGCUGAAGCAGGCGUGCAACCCAGCAGCUCUGACUGCGAUGGCGCUGCCGGUCGGGCAGCUGGAGCCGUCCUGCCUUCAGAUGAGCUCCAUGCAGCAGGUGCACCCGUCUGCAGGCUCCCCUGGCUUUGGGCUGGAGAUGCUCGUCAACAACCCGUACCCGCCGGCGCCGGGCAGGCCGGUGCCGGCGGCGGCAGGCUCGCCGAUCGAGUCUUGCCUCAACGUGAAUGGAUCUGCUGCUGCUGCCUGGGACAUUGGCUCCCAGAAUUUGUUCAGUGGAUUUGAUGGACAAUUUCAGUCAGUAGAAAGUGAGUGACUGUUUUCUUGAAGGCCAAGCUUGCAGUUACUCUGCCUCAUGUGAAAUGAAAGAACAUAGCAGUAGUUAGAUCAGGGUACAAUAAACACUCCCUAAUUGAUAAACUGGCAGCAU